This is a messenger RNA of Fomitopsis serialis, 756 nucleotides long. RefSeq lists its product as uncharacterized. NCBI's taxonomy places the organism in Eukaryota, Fungi, Basidiomycota, Agaricomycetes, Polyporales, Fomitopsidaceae. The transcript is spliced from 9 exons. The coding region runs from base 1 to 756 and encodes 251 amino acids. The record is from RefSeq and is a predicted model, not a curated record.
AUGUCUGGCUCUACUCGCGUUGCGUUCGUGUCCGGGGCCGCGCAGGGCAUCGGCCUCAAGAUCGCCCUCCGGCUCGCGGAUGACGGCCUCGACGUGGCAGUCAAUGACAUAGCUUCGAAGAAGGACCAGCUGGAGGAAGUUGUUGCCCAGAUCAAGGCAAAGGGGAGACGCGCGAUCGCCGUUCCGGGAGACGUGUCCGUGGAAGACGAGGUCCGGGACAUCAUCGAUAAGGUCGCCGCAGACCUCGGAGGACUGGACGUUCUCGUCGCAAACGCGGGCUUGCUACUCGUGAAAGCCGUACAAGACAUCGAGGCAGAGGAAUGGGAUCGCGUCUUUGCCGUGAACGUCAGGGGCACAAUGCUCCAGUAUAAGUACGCUGCCAGGCAGAUGAUCAAGCAGGGUCGGGGCGGUAGAAUUCUAGGUGCUUCGUCUGUCGCUGGCAAGAGAGGUUGGGGCGGCAUCUCCGCGUACUCUGCGAGCAAGUUCGCCGUCCGGGGCCUCACGCAGUGUCUCUAUGCCCCAGCGAUCGAACUGGCGCAACACAACAUCACGGUCAACGCCUACGCCCCCGGCAUCGUAAUGACCCAGAUGGCGCAAGACUUGGGCGACGGCCUCGUGAGGGUCGGCAUGCCCGCAGAGAUCCCCGUGGGCCACCCCGACAGCGUCGCGAGCAUCGUGUCCUACCUCGCCAAGCCCGAGGCGUCCUUCGUCACCGGGCAAUCCAUCUCGCCGAACGGCGGGGCGGUCCUCGACUAA